GUGCAUGGCCAGUUGGCACUGUGUAAGCUAAGGAUGAGCCUCAGCUCCACAAGCCAGAGAACUUGGCGAGGUCCCUGGCACUCCCACUUCCUCAAAGCUAUGAGACAGGAGUGUUCUCCUUAUGUGACUAGGCACAAGUUCCAAGUGGGGAGGGGACUGGCUCAGCAUCCGGAGCCAAAACAAGAAUAGAACUGGGAGCUGAGCCUGAAGCAGUUCAGGCUUUGGGUUCUCUGCAUCAACACAGCCAGCAUGCCUAUGAUUUCUGUGCUGGGCAAAAUGUUUCUGUGGCAGCGAGAAGGGCCUGGAGGACGAUGGACUUGUCAGACAAGUCGCAGAGUGGCUUCGGACCCUGCCUGGGCUGUGGAGUGGAUCGAACUCCCUCGAGGUCUCUCUUUGUCCUCACUGGGAUCUGCUCGGACUCUCCGAGGCUGGAGCCGGUCCCCACGUCCCUCUUCCGUGGACAGCCAGGACUUGCCAGAGGUGAAUGUUGGAGACACAGUCGCGAUGCUGCCCAAGUCCCGGAGAGCUCUAACCAUCCAGGAGAUCGCUGCGCUGGCCAGAUCUUCCCUGCAUGGUAUUUCCCAGGUAGUGAAGGACCACGUGACCAAGCCCACAGCCAUGGCCCAGGGCCGUGUGGCUCACCUUAUCGAAUGGAAGGGCUGGAGUAAGCCUAGUGACUCACCAGCUGCUCUGGAAUCAGCUUUUUCCUCCUAUUCAGACCUCAGUGAGGGUGAACAAGAGGCUCGAUUUGCAGCAGGAGUGGCCGAGCAGUUUGCUAUUGCAGAAGCCAAGCUCCGGGCAUGGUCUUCAGUGGAUGGCGAUGACUCCACCGAUGAUUCUUAUGACGAGGACUUUACUGGGGGAAUUGACACAGACAGGAGGAAAAAGACUAUCCAGGCUGACCUUGACACCCCAAGGACAAAGAUCACGAGCUACACUCAGACAUGGCUGGGCCUCUGGGGUCCCAUCUCCAGGACCUCUUCACAGGUCGUCGAUUCUCCCGACCUGUGCGCCAGGGCUCUGUGGAGCCAGAGAGCGACUGUUCACAGACCGUGUCCCCAGAUACCCUGUGCUCUAGUCUGUGCAGCCUGGAGGAUGGGUUACUGGGCUCCCCAGCCAGGAUGACCUCCCAGAUGUUGGGUGAAGAGCUGCUCCUCUCCAGACUGCCCCCCAGCCGGGAAAGUGCCUUCCGCAGCCUGGGUCCUUUGGAGGCCCAGGACUCCCUUUACAACUCACCGCUCUCAGAAUCCUGCCUUUCCCCUACAGAGGAGGAGCCAGAUUCUUGCAAGGACUGCCAGCUGCUCUGCCCACUGCCCACGGGCAGCUGGGAAAGACAGCAGCAAGCCUCUGAUGUGGCCUCUUCUGGGGUCGUAUCCUUAGAUGAGGACGAGGUGGACCAGUGAUCCAGACAUGCCUGGUGGGGGCAUGUUUUCCUGGGCUGCUGCCUGGGGCAGAGCCUCUGUGGCCAAAUGUGGGCUCUGAAGCUUUUCGAGGGCUUCUGGGAGCACUCACUUCUCCAUUUGUGUGUUUUGCAUGAAAGUGUUUGGAGAGGAGGCAGGGGCCAGGCUAGGGGCGCAUGUCCUGCUUCCACUCUUGGGGUUUGCCGGGGCUUGCCCGGGGCCCCUGGGGCAUGGCUACAGCUGUGGCAGACAGUGACGUUCAUGUUUCUUGAAUCCAAAAUGCCACACUUCCUCCUGGGAUGUGAACCUGAGAGGGUUGUGGCUGGGCUGGGAAAGUGGAAAUGGAGGAAACCUAGCCACAUACCCUCCACCCUUCCCCAUGGCCCUCUCCUCUGCUUUUCUCUUCCAUGUGCAGUGUGUGACUGAACCAACUCCACCUGUGGGGCUGGCUCCUGCCCUCCUGGAGUCUACAGAUUGAGCCAUCCCCUAAGGGUCCCCUUGCCCAGCUGGGCUCUGCUGUGUGCUUCACCUCUCCAUUGUCUCUAAACCUUUUUUUUCCCUAAAGACAGGGGGUUUCUGGUCUGUUCUUUGAGCCGAUCUUCUUUGGGAAGCACUGGAAAUGAUGAGAGAGGGUGCCCUUGCCCCCUUCACUGCCCCUCUUUCCCCUCUCCCCUCACCCUCUCCCAGCAUGGCAAGGUUGUGUGGGCACAUGCAGAGUCUCAGUAGGCUGGAACUGGAAAAAGGAAGGGCUCUGCUUGUCACAGAGCUGGGAGGACCUUGUCCUUUCAUAGAGGACCACAAGGGGGCCACCUGGGUAGCUAGAUAUGUGCCAAUGAAUGGACAGUCAUGAGGGAGUAGCUGUCCUUGGGGGAGGAAAGAGGGUAGUGCUUUUCUUGGCUGAAUGGAAGGCUGUAGCCACAGUGAUAGGGGGCCCUGUCCCAGGCAGGGUGUUGCUGAUCAGCCAGUGGAGGCCUCUGGCAGAUCUGAUAUUACGAGGACACUGGGGUUGGUAGGUGGCUGCAGAAUGAAUUUCAGAGGCUUGGGCAAUAGGUAAGAGGAUCCAAGGUGAAAAUAUGAGCCAACAGCACAAGUGUUCUAUACAUGAGUGGCUAAUUAGGUGUUUAUUCUAUUUAUUGUUUUAUUAAAUUAAUAUAAAAAUCUU
Mastomys coucha (southern multimammate mouse) is the source of this 2562-nucleotide messenger RNA. It is a transcript of the gene Fam131a, whose product is annotated as family with sequence similarity 131 member A. NCBI's taxonomy places the organism in Eukaryota, Metazoa, Chordata, Mammalia, Rodentia, Muridae. The coding region runs from base 250 to 1125 and encodes 291 amino acids. The transcript has 7 exons. The record is from RefSeq and is a predicted model, not a curated record.